Molecule: messenger RNA, 1874 nt
Organism: Trametes versicolor FP-101664 SS1
Lineage: Eukaryota; Fungi; Basidiomycota; Agaricomycetes; Polyporales; Polyporaceae
Exons: 2
Coding region: 1-1710 (569 amino acids)
Source: RefSeq, a predicted model, not a curated record
AUGUUCUUCCCAUUCUUGGAGAAAUCUACUGCUAUGGAGUCACAACUAUCUACGCCAGCGCAUCGUGCGCUGCAAAUCGACGAGGUCCUCACCGGGGUCUUUCGCCAUCUCUCGCCUUACAUCUGGGAACGCCAGGUCCUGCUUGCCUCGCCCGACGGCCUUCACAUAGACUAUGGGAAGGACUUCUCUCAUCUAGCGGCGGACGCCCUCCCCCGUGCCGACAAUCAGAAGGCUCUCGUGCAAUGUUCUCAGGUAUCCCGCACGUUCUGCCCCCAUGCCCUCAAGGUUCUCUGGCGAACCCUCCCCAAUCUCAGACCAAUACAGCAUCUGUUGGACUCGAUGCAGUUCUCAUACGCGGAUUUGGAGUCGGGGACCCCGUACCAUACGUUCCCCGCGCACAUCGAAACCUCAUCUCUCACGGCACGCAAGUGGAGACGGUACCACUGGUAUGUCUCGUGCAUCGUUGGAGUCCGCUCUGUAAUCGACUACAACGCCUUCGAAGAAUGGUCGGACAGGGGUGGCCCUCCUCUCCUCCCCAAGCUGCAGAGCGCUCGCUUUCGGUUAGAUCCACGAUCGAUCAACCGCGCACUCCGAUUGCUCGUUACCUCCGUCCGCGACCUUACCAUUAACUUCGACUCCAGCGGUGUCCACUGGGAAGGAUCGCCGCUGAGCACCGCAGAUAUCCUGCGGGCCGCUGCGAGGCGGGCACCCGCCACAGAGGUGCUCAACGUCACCUUCAAAGCGCCUCCGAAGGAUCUGCUCCCUGUACUUCCCCAGUUUAAGCACCUCCGUGCACUGGUCAUCACAGGGUGGAUGACCCCCUCGCUCCAUGAGGCGCUCGAAGUCCUCGAGCACCUCGAGUUGCUCUACGUGAAGCUUUACUGGACGCACCACGCCGACGCGAGCCUGCGCGACCUGCAACUCCGACGGUGCUCCUCUAUCAAGGCUUUCGUUGCGCUCACGCUGUCCGAGCCCAUCCUCUGCGCCCUCCGAAUGACGGAGUUCCCCGUCCUGGAGCGCGUGCGGCUCGAGGUGUGGCCGCACGCGAGCGACGCGACCGAAGCACUCACGCAGAUCAUGGACACCCUGCACAAACACGCGCCGAAGCUUCACAGCUUCGUCCUCACGACGCGCUCCGCCGCCAAGCACGGCGACCGCCCCCCACCGCGGCUCGCGACGGUCCUCGACCCGUUCCUACAGCACGCUGCGCUGGAGACGCUCUCCGUCACCCUCGAGGACAACUAUGCGUUCGCGCUGACGCGCGUGGACAUCCUCGCAUUCGCCGGCGCGUGGCCCAACAUUGUCACCCUUCACCUUGCGCAUGCGCCAGCCCGCAGCCCCGACGCGCUCCCGCCCAUCGUGAGCGUGCUCGACUUCGUGGCGGCCUGCCCGCGGCUCGAAACGCUCGUGCUCUGUGCGCGGUUCGACUGCACCGCGCGCGACACGUGGCGGGACGCAGCGAUUCUGCCACACUCGCUGCGCGGGCUCUUCCUUGGGCUCGACGCGGAGACGGGGUCAUACCGGCCGGACAAGACGUGGCGCGCGUUGGCGGCCGUGCUGGAUCGCUGCUUCCCGCACCUGGAUGUGGGGCGUGAUCUGGUACGGGCGGCGGUUGUCGGGGCGCAGGCAGUGGAGUUAUGGCAGGGCGUGCUGCAGCAUUUGAAGGAGAUCCGGGCUGGGGGGAGGAGAUCGCUCAGCCCGGAGUUGUGAGGCAUGUACAUGCUUUUCAAGAUUCCACAUAUCGAUUUCUCAACUUCUGCAGAUACACCCAUCUCAAAUUAUGCCGCACUCGUUCGGUGCUCAUUCAACUGCUGUCAAUUUCCAUGUUCUCUGUUAUGUUCGCUCUCAGGCUAUCUUCCUAAUGUAAUAUUAAG